Messenger RNA from Solanum tuberosum (potato), 3073 nucleotides. Its product is annotated as ATP-dependent helicase rhp16-like. Gene Ontology annotation, biological process: nucleotide-excision repair. The transcript has 12 exons. The record is from RefSeq and is a predicted model, not a curated record. Gene Ontology annotation, molecular function: ATP-dependent activity, acting on DNA; ATP binding. Gene Ontology annotation, cellular component: nucleus. Lineage: Eukaryota; Viridiplantae; Streptophyta; Magnoliopsida; Solanales; Solanaceae. Bases 746 to 2932 code for a protein of 728 amino acids.
AUCAAGUAUCUAAAUGAAAUUUACUAGUAAAAGUUUAAGGGUAUCUCAAUGUAAUAAGCCAAACAAAAACUAAUCAAAAGAGGCUAAUAAGUUAAAUCACGGGAGAACAGGAUCCUGCCCUAGCACGUUACCAACCCCUUUCCAAAGAAUCCGCACUGAUUUUACGCCUCAUUAUUCUCAUUCAGGCAAUUCCGCGAACAUCUAACCUGCAGCAGAAAACUUUGCGUUUGUGUUCACAAGUUAAAGACUGUCUCAUCCUUACAAAAUAUAAUGGGGAUUCUAGUUCACAUGCCAUCAUGCUAGAUAAUAAAAAGGGCGUGACGAAUUUGGGGAAAUAUUUUUCUUCCCCCAAAAUUCUCCAUCAUUUGAGUCAUUAGCAGAAAGUACGAAGAAGAUAUUUCUCCUAUUGCUGUCAAAUUCCUUACCGGAGCUCCAUAUUGAAAUGUUAACUAAUGCUUUGAAUAGUUGGUGUAAUUGUUUAAUUGAAUUGAUAAUUCUUCGUGUAUCUGAAAUUCCUUUCAGCUCGUUACUGAAGAACAAAGGGAUGAGGUUACAGAUUCAGAUGAUGGACACCGUGCAUAGAUUUGAUAACCUACAAAAUGAGGACAUCUUUGCUGAGGAAUUUGUUUCAAGACACCUGUUGAUGCGACUAGCAAAACAGAAUCACAUGACAAUGUCAACAAGAUCCAAUAAACCAAAGAAAAAGUGAUAGUGAUGAACUAUAAAGAGCUAUUGGACAUAAUUGAUGAAGAAGACGAGAAAAAUACUCCAUGUUACUUUAGGAAACCAUUCUAUCUUUUUAAGUAUUUUGCAUUACUUAAGCAUGCUCUAUGAUGGUCAUAGAACACCUUAUUCUCUCUUGCUCUUAUUUUCUUCAUGGUUGUUAAAAGUAGAGGUUUUUAACCUUAUUAGGAUUGGCAAGAUAAAGUCUAGCUCCCCUUGCUUGUACUUAUUCCAAUGGAGGAUUUUUAUAUUUUUGUGCGGAUAUGAACAGGCUGGAACUCUGACUAUUUUCACAUUUUCACAUUUUUGCUAUGAUCGCAUGCCUACGGAAGAUCAAAUGGAUGAAGAUACGGAUUCAGAUCGUAGAUACCGUGGCAUGUUGCAAAGGAUAACAAUGAGGAAAUAUGAACGUGAGAGGAUACAAAAGAGAAGAGGAUUAAUUUUGACAUGGGAGAUACUUGAACAAGAAAUGGAUGAAUUCCUUCUGGAGAAUUAUUCAGAUGAUUUAGACUUGGAAAUUCAUAACGUUUCGUUUGCUGAAACUGCUGAGGCACCAUCAGAUUUGAUCUUGCCACUAUUGAGGUACCAAAAGGAGUGGUUGGCUUGGUCAUUAAAGCAAGAAACUAUAUUCAAAGGGGGUAUUCUUGCUGAUGAAAUGGGAAUGGGGAAGACGGUUGAAGCCAUAGCACUUGUGCUUGCUCAAUGCGAAUUAAAGAAAGCAACUAGUGGUUCCAGUAUAUUGUCGUCUUCACUCGGUACUUCCCAGGAACUCCCAACAGUAAAAGGAACUCCUGUUGUAUGUCCUCUGAUUGGAGAAAUGGAAUGGGUUCGCAAGAUUGAACGUUGCACCACUAAAGGAAGCAACAAAACUCUUUUUUAUCAUGGCACCAAUAGGGAGAAAUGUAUGUUCAAACUGGAGGAGUAUGAUUUUGUCAUUACUACGUACUCCACUAUCCAGGCUGACUAUAAGCCAAAAAAGACAAAGAAGAACUGCAGUGUUGGUGAAGAUGUGUCCAAGAGGAAGUCAGUUCUGCAUUCAGUGAAGUGGGAACGUAUCAUUUUGGAUGAGGCAAGUCAUACAUUCAUAGAUUCAUGCAUUAACUUUUUCUUCUCCGAUGUGUGCCCACAGUGCUCCCACCAACCUGCACGUCACUUCCUCUGGUGGAAGAAAUAUAUUGAAAAACCAUUAAAGUCAUACGAUAAUGAAGGUACAGAUGCGUUGGUGUGGUUGAAGUACAAAAUUCUGAAAAGUCUAUUGCUAAGACGUACCAAAAAAGAAAGAGCUGUUGAUCUUGCACUUCCCACAAAGACUGCUAUUGUGAGAAAAGAUUCUUUGUAUGAUAGAGAAUACGACUACUACAAGACAUUGUACAAUAGAAGCCGGGCACAGUUCGAUAUAUAUGUCCAGCUUGGAAUUCUGACUAAUUACUUUGGUCACAUUUUGGCUAUAAUCACACGCCUACGUCAGGUUACUUGUUGCAGGCACGUGUUUUGCAAGGCCUGUGCGAUAUAUUUAUCUGAAAGUGUGAGGAAAACGCCAUGCCCUUCAUGUACCAAACCCCUCACAUUUGACUUCACUGGAAAUAAAGAUAAGGGAGAUUCUAGUUCUAAACCUACUGUCAAAGGGUUUAGGUCCUCAAGUAUAUUGAACAUAAUUCAGCUUGAUAAAUUCAAGACAAGCACUAAAAUAGAAGCAUUGAGGGAAGAAAUUAGUGACAUGGUUGAAAGGGACGGUUCUGCAAAAGGAAUAGUUUUUAGCCAUUUCACAUCGUUUUUGGACCUGAUACAGUAUUCUCUUAAUUUGCUGACGGGCAUCAAUUGUGUUCAAUUAGUUGGAUCCAUGUCUAUUGCCACAAGAGAUGCUGCAAUUAAAAGAUUCACUGAGGAUGCAAAUUGCAAGAUAUUGCUUAUGAGCUUGAAAGCAGGAGGUGUUGCUCUCAAUCUUACAGUUGCAUCACAUGUUUUCUUAACGGAUCCUUGGUGGAAUCCUACGGUGGAGCAGCAAGCCCAAGAUAGAAUUCAUCGAAUAGGGCAAUAUAAACCAGUCAAGAUUGUGAGAUUUGUGAUGGAGAAUACAAUUGAAGAGAGAAUCUUAGAGUUACAAGAGAAGAAGAAAUUACUUUUUGAAGGGACAGUUGGUGGUUCUUCAGAGGCCUUAGGAAAAUUAACAACCGAGGACUUGAAAUCCCUGUUUUAUCAUCACUUUUGAUAUGUUCUAUUUCUUCGGUUUGGCAAACUAAUUGACAUUUUCUUUGUUCAGCUUCUAGCCAAAUUCUUUACAAAAUGUUCUACAUUUGCUUUUAGGCUGUAUGGAGUUUGAUCUGUCCAAAGAGUGUUUCUGUUGCUUCUA